Messenger RNA from Juglans regia (Persian walnut), 1367 nucleotides. Its product is annotated as lysine histidine transporter-like 8. The transcript is spliced from 5 exons. Gene Ontology annotation, cellular component: plasma membrane. The coding region runs from base 3 to 1352 and encodes 449 amino acids. The record is from RefSeq and is a predicted model, not a curated record. Lineage: Eukaryota; Viridiplantae; Streptophyta; Magnoliopsida; Fagales; Juglandaceae.
UCAUGUUGGCGGCCGCUUCAUGCAUGACAAAGCUAGACCAACAGGAUGCUUGGCUUCCCAUCACGGAAUCGAGGAACGGUAACGCUUACUACUCAGCAUUUCAUACUCUAUGUUCCGGAAUCGGGUUUCAAGCCCUUGUUCUUCCCCUAGCUUUCACUUCCCUCGGCUGGACUUGGGGAAUUUUAUGUCUUUCGCUGGUUUUCAUAUGGCAGAUGUACACCCUGUUGUUACUAAUAAAGUUGCAUGAAUCGGAAUCAGGGACGCGUUAUAGCAGAUAUCUUCGCCUUUCCACGUUAGCUUUUGGUGAGAAGUGGGGGAAACUGCUCGCAUUGUUUCCGACCAUGUAUCUAUCAGGUGGCACAUGUGUGACCUUAAUCAUGAUAGGAGGAGGGACCAUGAAAAUCUUCUUCCAGAUCAUUUGUGGGGACACAUGCAACAUAAAUCUACCGACGACAACGGAGUGGUACGUGAUUUUCACUUGUUUUGCCACUGCUCUGGCUCAAUUUCCCAAUCUGAAUUCGAUUGCCGGAGUGUCCCUCAUCGGAGCUGUUACUGCCAUAAGCUAUUGUUGGCUGAUAUGGGUAGUCUCUGUCGUCAAAAGUAGACCCCUGGGGGUCUCAUAUGACCCACUAACUGCAAAGUAUUUUGAUGCAAAAAGGCUCUUCCCCAUUUUCAAUGCUUUUGGGAUUAUUGCCUUCACUUUUAGAGGCCACAAUCUCGUCCUCGAAAUACAGGGAACUAUGCCAUCGAACGCAGAGCACCCAUCGCGUGUACCAAUGUGGAGAGGAGUGAAGUUUGCGUAUGCAAUUAUAGCAAUGUGUUUGUUUCCCAUUGCCAUUGGCGGCUAUUGGGCUUAUGGAAAUUUAAUACCUAAUGGAGGGAUGCUCAAUGCUUUGUACAAAUACCACGCGGAUGACACACCAAGAUGGCUCUUGGGAUUGACAAGCUUACUCGUGGUGAUAAAUAGUCUCAGCUCAUUCCAAAUUUAUGCAAUGCCAGUUUUUGACAAUUUGGAGUUGAGGUAUACCAGCAAAGUAAACAAACCCUGUACAUGGUGGCUCCGAUCAGGGUUCCGAGCUGCCUUUGGUUGUCUUGCGUUUUUCAUAGCAGUGGCGCUACCAUUCUUGCCAAGCUUGGCGGGAUUGAUCGGAGGGAUAUCGCUGCCAAUCACCUUAGCAUAUCCCUGUUUCAUGUGGAUACUGAUCAAGAAACCUCAGAAAUGUACUGGAAUUUGGUACCUCAAUUGGGUAUUGGGAGUAUUGGGAAUGAUUAUUAGCAUUCUUGUUGUCACUGGAGCAAUUUGGAAUAUAGUGACCAUAGGAAUAGAGAUCCACUUUUUCAAGCCCAAAUGAGUAGUAAAAACAAAA